Capronia coronata CBS 617.96 is the source of this 1623-nucleotide messenger RNA. RefSeq lists its product as uncharacterized. The record is from RefSeq and is a predicted model, not a curated record. The transcript has a single exon. The coding region runs from base 1 to 1623 and encodes 540 amino acids. Gene Ontology annotation, biological process: regulation of DNA-templated transcription. NCBI's taxonomy places the organism in Eukaryota, Fungi, Ascomycota, Eurotiomycetes, Chaetothyriales, Herpotrichiellaceae. Gene Ontology annotation, molecular function: DNA-binding transcription factor activity.
AUGUCACAAUCCUCGCACACAACAGACCGUCCAGCGAACAAGUCGCCUCACGCUGCAGAAAGACACAAUCCGCCACCGCAGCCCUCCAGUGCAAGCGCAGACUCAUCGAGGCCGAGCACAGCCAGUGCUGCUAGGACGGAGGCGCAUGACUUAUAUGGUGGUUACGCCUCAUCGGUGAGGCCUGUGGGAGAUGUCAACGUCAGUACGGGUCCCAGGUCUCGCCGACCUUCGACGGAGCCCAUGUCCAAUCAGCCUCCAUCGCGGCCACUCGGUAUGGAUAGCAUACUGAACCCUCAGGCGGAAUCCGAGCCCAUCAAUCCCUCGCAUGUCAGACCCAUGUAUCCGUCUGGGAGGAGUGUUGCAGCAACCCUUGUUCCCCGCCCCAGUGAAUCUCCGCGAGGUCGAAAGCGUACAGACCCAAGAUCGCCUACGAGGGAGGAUGAUCAGUUUACGUCGGCACCGGUAGGCAGACGCGUGCUGACCCCAAAGUCACCAGCAGUUCGUGCUGCAAGCCUAGGUGCAAAACGGAACCCGCUCCUCACUUCCAGUGUCCAUUCCUUGCAGCCCUCUGCAGGCUCCGGUGGACGGGUGUACACCGCAGAACCCGGUCCAUAUAGAUCCUCAGACAUACCUCCUCUGCCGCCCUUGGCUAUCGCAACUGGUCCGAGUCUGCCCAGUCUGGCGCCAUUGGAGCCUGCACGCCACGGUCCGCCGACACAUGGUCUCCAAAGUCCGGGUCGCGGGUACGAGACCUUGAACACGCUUCCCAGUGAGCCGUCGUCCGCCUCGCAGACAUCCUAUGGUCAGAUGGAGCAGAUAUCACCGAUUUAUCGCUAUGGCAUUGGACGAGCGCCCUCUCAGCCCCCUACUGGGUUCAGAGUAUUGCCCGCCGGAAUAAUGGGUGGAUAUCAAGCUCAUGGGCCUCACGAAGGUUAUCAAUCCGCCCAGCCUUCAUAUCAGAUGACGCUGGACACCGACCAAGGCCCCAUGGUGGUACCUGUGCAAUUGGAUCUACAGCAAGCGUCCAAGGUUGCAGACGAGAAGAGGAAACGCAACGCAGGUGCAUCCGCACGGUUUCGAGCACGAAGAAAAGAAAAGGAGAAGGAAGCGUCCCACACCAUUUCGGGUUUACAGCAGGAACUCAGGGACUUGGCCGAAGAACGAGACUUUUAUCUCUCCGAGAGGAAUUUCUUUCGCGAUCUUGCCAGCCAGCACAUUUCUCCGCGAUUGUUGCAAAGACCUCCUUCUCCCCGACACCGAAGACUCCUUUCAGCAACAGGACCCAGUGCCAACAGCGGCGUAGCGAACGCAUCACCCCGGGAAGAAGAACCAUAUCCGGAAUUCUCGGAGUCAGGCUCAACAGCUCAACGGCGUCGUACCGGCGACUACCAGCCAUUCUUCCUCGGACGGCAAACUCAUUCACCUUCUACGUCCUCGUCGGGUGCCGCAUUUCCCGUGGAGACUACUCUCCCUCCCCCACCCCGGCCUGGCGGACCCAGUUCCUAUGGACCACCCAGGUCCCUGCCUACAGGUUCAGUCCCUCCUUCAACAACGCCAACAACGCAGGCACAAUCAUACAACUCUUUCCGCCGAGGUUUUUUUGACCGUCCUUGGAAUCGAUGA